AUGUGGUUGAAGAGCAUUACAGGCAACAAGGACAACCCUAGAGGGGCCAGGAGAGUCGUCCCCUUCAGUGAUGACAAUCAGCCUGACAAGGUUUAUACCGAGAUGUACUCGAUGCCCAAUGGUGAACAAGCUCUAGAGCAGGACCAUGAGGGCAAGGACAGCGCGGAGGAGAGUGGUGAUUGGGAGUCACAGGACGACGAUGAUGAAGACGAGAGCGACGAAUCAGACGACGAGGAGGUAGCCGACUCGCCGCCUUGUUCAGAACAUCGAUCCAAGCAGCACCAUGAUCCAACGGGCGGGCGCGCUCCACGAGACAUCGUCGUGCUUCCUGAUGAUGAUGAAGAAGAAAUGCCUCCGAAGGAGAGGAGGAGGAGAGGCAAAGGCUCGAGCAGGAGAGGGCUUGAAGUUCAAGUCCCUCAGUCGACGCCGGUGUUUGAGGCGGUGGUCGAGCGAUCGGGAGAUCCGGUGAAGGUGAUACACGAGGCCAGUCAGGUGGCCUAUAACGCUAGCACCGCACUGCAGACCAAUGUUAAGAGGUCCUGUGAUCUUGGGGCUCAACUUUCUGAGUUGAACAAGAAUCAAAUCAGCCUGCAACUUGAUCUUGAACUGGCGAAGAAGAACCUCAAGACUGCUCAAGAACAAACAGCCCUCAUGGGAGAUGUGCGGAGUGAAAACUAUCAGCUUCGAGCUCGUCUGAAGAGUGUUGUUUCUUUAGAGAAAAUGAAGGAAGCUCCGGAGAAGAAAGAUCUGGAUCUUGCUGCUGCUCAGAAGGAGGCGCGAGAAAAGACAGCACUCGCGGACAAGAAGCUGGCUUCGGUCGGCAAAUUGGAAGAGGAGAACUCGAAGCUAUAG
This is a messenger RNA of Aegilops tauschii subsp. strangulata, 852 nucleotides long. The record is from RefSeq and is a predicted model, not a curated record. NCBI's taxonomy places the organism in Eukaryota, Viridiplantae, Streptophyta, Magnoliopsida, Poales, Poaceae.